AUGGAGGAGGCCGAGGCGCCCCGCGGAGCUGCAGGCAUUUACCCAGUGGAUAUUUUGGAAGAUGAUCCCGAAGGGCAUCGGGAAGCAGCUCUGGCUUACUAUGCCUCGCUUUGGGGAGAAGCGCGGCCCUCAGCAGAGGUUUUCUGUCUUCCCACUGGGGAGCAGGUAAAACUUGAAGCUUCGUCUGUUUGCUUUUGCACUGUGCACCGUGAUGAACCUCAGCAUAAAAUAUUGGUCUUGGUUAACCCCCAGGACACAAAGACAGUUGUGGCUGUUUACAUAAAGGAGUCCUGGUGGACCACAGAAGAUGUACUGAGAACCUCUGAUCCUGCAAGACAAGGUCUGAUGAAGGUUCAGUCAUUUGGAGAAAGGAUUGUGCUUUUCAUUCUAAACGUCGUUAUUUUUGGAAGAUUGGAGAGAAAUUUGGAUGAUGAUGACAUGUUUUUUUUACCUCAUUCUGUGAAGGAGCAAGCUAAAAUUCUGUGGAGGGAUGGAGCAGCUGUUGGAUUUUACACAACCAAAAUGAAAGGCAGCCUCUGUGGCAGUGGCACAGGUGUGUGCUACCUGCUGCCUGUCUUCGACACCGUGUUUGUCAGGAGGAGAUACCGUCGCCAAGGCCUGGGCAUGGCCAUGCUGCAGGACUUCUGUGAGACGUUCCGAGAGGAAAAGGCCCUGGGGGUCAGCUGCCCUAUUUCACCUGCCAUGUACCAAGUCUGCAGGAAGUUCCUGUCGGCCCGGCCGGAGGAGCAGGGGCGCCUGUGGGAGGUGGAGCCCCCAGGAGCCUGGGGCCAGCGAGGCAACAUCUGGCGGAAGGUUCAGCUUCAACAGUCAAGACUUUCCGAGUCUCAUCCGGGAAAUUCCAAGGAGGAUGUGAGUGGUCGCGGGCGGACUUCUCAAGAUGGGACACCCAGACAGUCCACACUGGGGAAGGCAGUGAGGACAGGAUCAGUGGAGAAGAACUGGAAGAAACACAGAAUGAUCCAGACUGUGGAGUGACAGAAGAAGCAGGGCGACUUGGGGGAGCCUGUGGGGCCGAGCUGGAGGGGGAGGAUGCCAAGAGGACAGUG
Molecule: messenger RNA, 1067 nt
Organism: Ceratotherium simum simum (southern white rhinoceros)
Lineage: Eukaryota; Metazoa; Chordata; Mammalia; Perissodactyla; Rhinocerotidae
Source: RefSeq, a predicted model, not a curated record